Messenger RNA from Hibiscus syriacus, 655 nucleotides. Its product is annotated as GATA transcription factor 15-like. Lineage: Eukaryota; Viridiplantae; Streptophyta; Magnoliopsida; Malvales; Malvaceae. The transcript has 3 exons. Gene Ontology annotation, biological process: regulation of DNA-templated transcription. Gene Ontology annotation, molecular function: zinc ion binding; sequence-specific DNA binding. The record is from RefSeq and is a predicted model, not a curated record. The coding region runs from base 86 to 619 and encodes 177 amino acids.
UUCGGUUUUGAUGUCUUAAGUUUAUUUUUUCAUUUCCUCUGUUUUCUUUCCCGCUGGUUAAUGAAUCUCUUUCUACACAUGCAUCAUGGGUGUAUUGGAUCUGAAAUCAAAGGAAUCAUUGGAUGAAGAUGCUGCAAUGAGGGAGACUAUCAAGAAGUUUUGUACUGAUUGCAAAACCACAAAGACCCCUCUUUGGAGAGGUGGCCCUGCUGGCCCCAAGACCUUAUGCAAUGCAUGUGGGAUAAAAUAUAAAAAGAAAAGAAGAGCAAUUUUGGGUUUGAACAAAGGGUCAGAGAAUAAGAAAGUAAAAUGGCAUUCAUCAUCAUCAUCCAGCACCAUCACAACAAGCUCAGCUUCUACUCCUACAACAAAUAAUAUCGCUGUUGAUGAUAAUGAUGAUGAUGACAUGAAGCCUAGUGGCAAAUUUAGUGAGUUGUGUGAGCCAUUGAAGAUCAGAUUAAUUGCUUUGGGCAGUGAAGUUCUGUUGCAAAGAUCAUCAUCAUCGUUAACAUGGAUGGUGAAGAAGCAGAGGUGUCAAAGAAGAAGGAAGUUAGGAGAGGAAGAAGAAAAUGCUGCUGUUUCUUUGAUGGCUUUGUCCUAUGGCUUAGUUUUUGCGUGAAAAACAAAUUAGAGACGGAGACAAUGUUGAAACCCC